Molecule: messenger RNA, 324 nt
Organism: Acanthoscelides obtectus
Lineage: Eukaryota; Metazoa; Arthropoda; Insecta; Coleoptera; Chrysomelidae
Source: the annotation of a GenBank genome assembly
AUGAGGCGUCGAAAGCUUUCGGUAGAGCCUGGAAAAAGUGUUGUUCCAAAUGAAGGAUCCAGUGACUCAGAAACGAACGACGAUCCUCAAACUAAUGAUAGCUCUAGUGAAAACUCAUUAGAAACCAUCACCGAACCGGAAACUGAAUACUUUGAACCGACAGAAAGAGAUAUACUUCCUGGCAAAUUUCUUCUAGUUGAAGUACGUGGUGGACCUAGAAAAAAAAACAGUUUAUCGAUACGUUGCCAUUGUGCAAAAUGUGACCAAGAGUCAAGAUGUUUGAGAAUUCGAGGUUUUGGGAGUAAAGUCUGUAGAUGGAUCUAA